AUGAAGCUACAGUAUCACCUGUUGUUAUUCACGUUCCUCCUAUCGGAAGACGUACUUUGUUAUAAAAGCAGUUAUGAAAAUGUAAAGGAUGGCUCUGAGGAAGCGAAGCAGGGGGGUUGUGCUGGAAGCGACUACCUAACCCAAGGUGGAAAAAAGGCAUUCUGGCCAUGGGGUGGAAACGAUAAAAAAGGAGAAGGAAACAAAAGUAGCAACCAGCAGGAAGGACUCCUGUCCUCGGUACUCGGCUCAGUCAAACGGUUACUCCUUUUUAAUGAUAAGGAAAUUGAAAAGAAUGUCCAAGGGAUCAGUGACAAUGUAACAGAAAUGAAGGAUGGGGUGGUAAAAAAUUCUUCCAACAUAGUUAAGCACGCAAGUAAGAUAAAAGACGAAUUACAAAAAAACACAGCCUACUGGGCCAACGUCGUUAAAACGACCGUCAGUGAGGAGCUGCAUCAGAUCGACCAGUUCAGCAAGGACCAGUUAGACAAACUGAGGAAGGAUCCUGAGAACAAAUUUUUUUUCACCAAACUGUUCAGUGGGGAUAGUGCGGCGGCGGAUACGUCCUCCCCCCACAAGGACAAGAAAACGAAAAAUGGAGAAGAAGGUGCUGUUGGGUCCAAGGGACCAAGUGGACAUAACGACCCUGAGGUGGAGAAGGAAGAAAAGGCGAAAUCGUUUUGGGACUUACUACACACAGGGGGUGGUAGUAAUGCAUCCCCCACAGCAAAUGGGAAGGAACCGAAUACCGGCUUCCUGCGCAUGUUUAAAGGGGAUACAACUAAACAGAACAACAUAGCAGAGAAGAAGGAAUCAUCCUUCCCGUGGUUUACUACACACUCCUCUGAAAGUAGUGCUUCCAGUGGGAAGAACACUCCCGAGGUGACAAAUACUAAUGCAACGAAGGGACAGAAGAAGUCGUUCCUGUCACACUUCACUUCAGAAACGGAGGAGAAAGUAAACUCGCCAAACGGAUCAGCCACACAGGAGAACCAUCCCAAUGAUCACACGGAAACGAACCAGGGAUUUACGUUUAACUUUUUCAAAAAGAAGGACAGCAAUCAGGAGUCCUCUUCGGGGCCCCACUCAGAGGAGGAUCACCAACAGAACGACUCACACCCAAAUGGUAAGGGAACCUUCUUCCAGUGGUUCAAUCCUCCCCCUAAGGGAGCAAACAAUAAUGACCAAUUACCGCAGAAGGAACAAUCCGGAGGAAUGACACAGGACUCGUUUAAGGGGUCCCAACAUGCAGAAGCGAAUGAUCAGGAGGAGGGAAAAAAAAAACCCUUCUCCCUUCUCAACAUGUGGAAGGCCACACAUAAAGAAAAAGAGGAAAAGCACCACGAUGAAGCGGAAACGGAUGUAGGAAGCAAGACGAGUGAAGUAUCCGAUGGGGACAGUUCGGAAGAAAAUACAAAGGGAAAGAGUUUUUUUUUUAACCCUUUUGGAGGGUUCAAGUCGGAUGGAAAGUCAUCCCACGGAGGAGCAACCAGCGCAGAAGGAAUUGCACACUCUGAGUUGAGUAAAGGGAACAGCUCCCUGGUUGACCUCAUGAAGAAUAUAUACGACGGAAAGAAUGAUGAAACGGGAGAAAAGGCGGAACAAAUUCUAUCCUUCAUGGAAACGGAGCAUGAGCACGAUGGGAAUACCAACUGCCACCCGUUGGUGUCCUUCAAGGCGUGUCUGAGCACAUGUUUCCAUGUACCUCCAGCGGUGGAAGGAGGCAGCAACGGUGAGACGAAUGAGAAGAAGAAGAAGAGUCUAUCCGCUGGUGACUACAAAAAGUUAGAGAAGUGUAUUUCCACAUGUAGGAACAAAAAUUUCACUGAGCGAACUCCUGGGUGCGCUACGAAAGACGGUUCCGUUAUUACUGGCGAGAAAAUAAAUUAUGAGGAGAAAUUGAAGGGUCUCGACAAGAGUAAUUACAACUUGGGGGUAGACUCCUCUGUGUUCUCCGAUUUGACCCUACAUGAUAAGUAUGCCCAAGGGAAGGAGAACCAAGCAGUGAAGACUCCUAACGGGGAGGUGGAUGCAUCUGGAAAGCAGCUCUCUGCUGCACAGACGGAGGUGCAAAGUGGUUCGCAUAAUUUCCCCACACUGUCGGACAACCAACUGGGCACUCACCUAUACAGUAUGGAUUCUAGCAAUAACAACAUAGGUGGACAUAAGAAGGAACCCACUAGCGGAAGUAACACCACGGCUGGGGAGAACUCCUUCAGUUUUUUUAAAGCCUUUGCACCUCAAACGGGUUCUACAUCUGAUGGUUCGAACACCCUGGGUGCAGCCAACCCGUUGGAUGAAUCUCAUGGGAAAAACAAAACUAGCACAGAUGGUGCAGCGGCGAAUUUAACUGCGGAAGGUGUGCACGGGGAGGACCUUGAAAGCGCAAAGCACCCAAGCGGCAAUGACGACGACAGUGACGAUGAUGAGGAAGAUUCGAACUUCUUCACCUACAUAUCGAAGGGAUUCUUCCUCCUCCUCCUGCUGGCUACCUUUUUUGUCUACCUCUCUGCCUUCACCAACAUAAUCACUCAGUUCUAUGUUUCAUUCAAGGAGAAGGUGUGCCUUUAUAUAAAGGGGCAGUAUAGGUCCCGUUUCGACCAGGCACAUGGAGAAUCCGCCGAGGCUUUCUUACCCAAGGGAAGUCAGAACUCCUACGGCAACACCUUCCAAGGGUCCUAUGACAACUUGUACCACGCCUUUCAUGACAACACCUGUGACGUGGCUUGA
This is a messenger RNA of Plasmodium coatneyi, 2727 nucleotides long. RefSeq lists its product as uncharacterized. NCBI's taxonomy places the organism in Eukaryota, Apicomplexa, Aconoidasida, Haemosporida, Plasmodiidae. Bases 1 to 2727 code for a protein of 908 amino acids. The transcript has a single exon. The record is from RefSeq and is a predicted model, not a curated record.